AAGAGGAUUUUUUUAGCGCCGCUGUCAGUAAAUAUCCCACGGCGCGACGCGUGUCCCUCCAGCUUAAAUAUCCAUUUACAUCUUACACCUCAUUCAUAAUGUCUACAUCAGCCGAGCUUCUUGCUGAAGCUGUUUCUGCAUCAAAAAGCGACUCAAAACGCUCGGAAUCUCUUUACAAACAAAUCCUCUCAUCGACCAAACCGUCAACGCACGAGAACAGUCAACAGACGCAGACUCUUCGGGACCAAGAAACAGCGUUGGUGAACUUGGGUCAACUCUAUAGAGAUCAGAACAAUGCUGCAGGUGUAGCGGAAGUUAUCACCCUGUCGCGAUCAUUCAUGUCGUCUACGGCCAAGGCCAAGACCGCGAAACUGAUUCGUACCCUCUUGGAUUACUUCAACGCAAUUCCGAAUAGCCAGAAAAUACAAAUGACGGUGCUUCAAGAUAAUAUUGAAUGGGCUAAACGUGAAAAGCGGAUAUUCUUGAAGCAGAGCUUAGAGACAAGAUUGGCUGGUCUCCAACUUGAAACCCACGAAUACAAGCCCGCACUGGCUUUAAUUGACACACUGCUGACCGAACUACGAAGGUUAGACGACAAGAUGAUCUUGACCGAGGUUCAUUUACUAGAAAGUCGAGUGUACCGAGGGAUUGGUAACAUGGCGAAAGCAAAGGCAAAUCGCUUUCGUUCUUCACCUUUUGCUGCUCUUACAUCUGCGAGGACAGCUGCCAACUCGAUAUAUUGUCCACCCGCUCUCCAGUCUUCCCUCGAUCUGCAAUCUGGUAUUCUGCACGCCGAAGACAAAGACUAUACAACUGCCUAUUCUUACUUCUAUGAAGCCUUUGAGAGUCUCUCAACGCAAGGAGAAGAUGAUGGCAAAGCCUUGAGUGCUUUGAAAUACAUGAUGUUGUGCAAAAUUAUGUUGAACCUCCCGGAAGACGUUACUUCGUUACUAUCUAUCAAACUGGCCGUCAAGUACGCUCAGCUAAGAGAGGUAGAAAGUAUGAGAUCUGUUGCGAAAGCACAUCAAGCACGGAAUUUGGCUGAUUUCGAGAAGGCUCUGAAAGAUUAUAAAGAUGAACUUUCUUCGGAUCCCACCAUCCGCUCACAUCUUUCGGAUCUGUACGAUGCCCUUCUUCAGCAGAAUCUGCUGAGGAUUGUAGAGCCUUAUUCUGUCGUGGAACUUGAAUACAUUGCAGAAUGUGUUGGCCAAGGCAGGCAGAGCGUUGAGACAAAACUUUCGCAAAUGAUUCUUGACAAGGUCUUUUAUGGUGUUCUUGAUCAAGGACGAGGGUGUCUUCUUGUAUUUGAUGAACCAAAAGCUGAUGAAAUGUACGACAGUGCGAUCAACACUCUAGGUCAAGUUAGUAAGGUAGUAGAGUCGUUAUAUGCAAAGUCGGUGAGCAUUGCAUAGAGCUGCUCGUUAAACAGUAGUGUCUAUGAUCAAUUAAUAUAAUUUCUCGUUGAUUAAAUGGAUUCGAUG
This is a messenger RNA of Lentinula edodes (shiitake mushroom), 1481 nucleotides long. RefSeq names its product PCI-domain-containing protein. Gene Ontology annotation, molecular function: structural molecule activity; protein binding. The record is from RefSeq and is a predicted model, not a curated record. Lineage: Eukaryota; Fungi; Basidiomycota; Agaricomycetes; Agaricales; Omphalotaceae. Gene Ontology annotation, biological process: ubiquitin-dependent protein catabolic process. The coding region runs from base 99 to 1412 and encodes 437 amino acids. Gene Ontology annotation, cellular component: proteasome regulatory particle, lid subcomplex. The transcript has 11 exons.